This is a messenger RNA of Rhizoctonia solani, 990 nucleotides long. RefSeq names its product Retrotransposable element Tf2 protein. The record is from RefSeq and is a predicted model, not a curated record. The transcript is spliced from 2 exons. Bases 1 to 990 code for a protein of 329 amino acids. NCBI's taxonomy places the organism in Eukaryota, Fungi, Basidiomycota, Agaricomycetes, Cantharellales, Ceratobasidiaceae.
AUGGCACGACCCUUGUACAACUUGCUCAAGAAAGACAGUGUUUGGAAAUGGGACUUGGCAGAACAACAGUCUUUUGAGGGUCUGAAAAAAUGUCUUACGUCAGCACCAUUGCUUUUACAACCAGAUACCACAAGACAAUUCUAUGUGGAAUGCAAUGCAUCAGACUAUGCAACAGGAGCCAUACUAUCCCAACGCAACUCCAAAGGGAAAUUGGCUCCAGAAUUGUUGGUGGUCAUUAGAGCAUUUAAAGAAUGGCGCCAUUUGCUAGAAGGAUCUGAAUUGCCAGUCCAAGUUCUAAUGGAUCAUAAGAACUUGGAGUACUUUUCCACGUCUCAAUCUUUGAAUAAACGGCAAAUUAGAUGGGCCAACUUCCUAGUUGAUUACAAUUUCCAAAUUAUCUACAGGCCAGGAGCACAAAACAAAAAGGCAGAUAUCCUCUCAAGACGCUACAAUCUGGUAACCCUUGAAGGGGGGGUAGAGAACCAGGUUCUCCUAAAUCCGGAACUUUUUAUUGCAUCCAUAACUCAGGAUCAGGAAAUCAAUGAUCUAAUUGGCAAGGCCAUUUACGAGGAUGAUUGCCUUAAGGAAAUUCUACACAAACUCCAGAACAAGGAAAAAGUCUUAGACUGGGAGUUGAGAGAAGGUUUACUAUGGUUUCAAGGAAAAAUAUUUGUACCAAAGGAUGACACUAUUAGGAACCUCAUCCUGGAAUCUAGGCACAAUGCAUUAGCGGCAGGACAUCCGGGACAAGCUAGAACAUUAGAACUUGUCUCCAGGAGUUACUACUGGCCAUUGCUGAAAAAGUUUGUCAAUUCUUAUGUCAGCCACUGCGAAACCUGCAUCAGGUCCAAGCCAACAAAUCAAUUACCUGUGGGCCUGUUAAAACCAUUGCAAAUCCCUGAACGCCCCUGGGAAGACAUUGCUUAUGAUAUGAUUGUGGGACUACCGGUUUCAGAAGGUUUUGAUGCUAUCCUGACAGUGAUUGAUUGA